AAAAAAAAAAAAAAAAAAAAAAAAAAGCCAAUCCCUCAUUCCCCUUGAAGCCCAUGUUGUUAUACAAACGGCCUGAAAAGCACUCAAUGGCUGUUCAUUGCUAUCCCUUGUCAGCGCAUAGUCGAUGUUUACUGCUGCUUCAUCUGUUCCUGGUGUUUGAGCUCCAGCUACAAAGGUACGAUUGGAGAGUAACUUCAGGCCCGGUGGAACUGACCCGGGAACCUGUCCAGUGGAAGCGAUUGAGUGUAGGGCAAAAAGACCGAUUCGAUGCCCUGAGGCUCCAUGAUCUGUCACCACUCGUUUCUCCCCUCUGGGUCUUCUUCAAUUCAGUCUGAUUGCCUGGCCGUUCCCCGCCCCGCCCCAAGACCCAAGCUUUUCGUCGACCGUAUCGAGGAUUGAUUUCCCCAUUGACUACGGAGGAGAGUGGCAAACUCUAUAAAUGUAU
Molecule: messenger RNA, 445 nt
Organism: Aspergillus versicolor CBS 583.65
Lineage: Eukaryota; Fungi; Ascomycota; Eurotiomycetes; Eurotiales; Aspergillaceae
Exons: 1
Coding region: 54-335 (93 amino acids)
Source: RefSeq, a predicted model, not a curated record